AACAAAUCAAAAUGCAAUUGACUCAAGCUUUACAGAUUAAAGAAGGUAAAAUCAAUGAAUUAGAACAAAGUUUGAUUAAUCUUGAUCAAAAGCGUAUUAAGCAGUUAAAAGACAAAGAAAAAGAAUUGAAUAAAGUUAAAGGGGAAUUAGUUAAUAAAUUAACUAGUGGAGAAAAUACUAAAAAAAUACAUAAAGAAAAAGAAGCUAAACAAAAAGAGUUAGUUGAGCUCCAGCAAGAAUUAUCAAGAACAUCAACUUCUUAUGAUGCUAAUAGAAAAAAACAGGUUCUCAAUCAAGUUAAUGAUUUUCUGAAAGCCAAGGAAGAUUUCUUAACUUUACGAGAAGAAGCUAUUAAAAAACUGCAAAGAUGUUUUGAUUGUCUAGAUAACUCUAUUAAUAAGGAUAGCAAUUCUACUAGUUCUACCAGAGUUAUGAAAACCUCUGAAUCAAUUGACAAGUAUACUAAAGAAUUUCAAAAUAUUCUUGUAAAAUAUAAUGAUGAAUCAUUAUGGCUGAACAAAAAUUAUUACUCCUUAAAGAAAAUUGUUCAGGAAAAUAAAGAGUUGGAAGUUAGCAUCAUGAUUGAAAAUAUUCUUAAGUUGAAUUCUUUUAAUCUUGAUAAAUAUAAUAUAUUUAAAUUUGCUACUAAUUCUCAGGAAGGAACCACAAUUCAAUUAAAUUCUAAUAUGAUGGCAGAAGAUAUCAAUUCAUUAAGAAAGAAUUUGGAUGAAUUAAAAUUGGAAUUAAAACAAGAAAAAGAAGGAUUAAAAAUUUAG
Messenger RNA from Rhizophagus irregularis DAOM 181602=DAOM 197198, 776 nucleotides. RefSeq lists its product as uncharacterized. NCBI's taxonomy places the organism in Eukaryota, Fungi, Glomeromycota, Glomeromycetes, Glomerales, Glomeraceae. The record is from RefSeq and is a predicted model, not a curated record.